ACCAUCAAGAUGGCGCAACCGAUCACGUGCAAGGCCGCAGUGUGCUGGGGCGCGAAGCAGGACUUUGUCAUUGAAGACGUCAUUGUCGGCGCCCCGGCCGCGGGCGAGGUGCGCAUCAAGAUCACGGCCACCGGCGUCUGCCACACGGACGAGUACACGCGGUCGGGCGCGGAUCCGGAGGGCAUCUUCCCGUGCAUCAUGGGCCAUGAAGGCGCCGGCAUCGUCGAGAGCGUCGGCGAAGGCGUCACGUCGCUCCAGGUCGGCGACCACGUCAUCCCGUGCUACACGCCGCAGUGCCGCAACUGCAAGUUUUGCAAGUCGAACAAGACCAACUUGUGCUCGAUCAUUCGCUCGACGCAGGGCAGCGGCCUCAUGCCCAACGGCACGUCGCGCUUCACGUGCAAGCGCAACGGCGAGACCAUCUACCACUUUAUGGGUCACGUCGACGUUCUCCGA
This is a messenger RNA of Saprolegnia parasitica CBS 223.65, 456 nucleotides long. RefSeq lists its product as hypothetical. The record is from RefSeq and is a predicted model, not a curated record. Lineage: Eukaryota; Oomycota; Saprolegniomycetes; Saprolegniales; Saprolegniaceae. The transcript has 3 exons. The annotation marks the transcript as partial.